AUUAAUUGUCUGGAUCUAUGAACAUGAUAGACUGAUUAAAUUUAAAAAUGUGAAUAUAAUGGAUUUUUUCUUUUUUUGUGGAAAAUCUGUCUUUUAAAUAUUUAUCAGUACACCCUUAAAUGAAGCCAUAUCUGACUCCUUUACUAACUCUUCCAGAUCAUACUUCUAACCACAGUAUUUCCUCAGGGUUCUGUUCUGGGAACCUCUUCUCCCUCCAUUUUACUUCUUUGUCAUUUCAUUAGAUCACAUGAAUUUAAUUACCAUCUCCAGGCUGAUAAUUCUGAAAUCUACUUAUCCUGCUCCAACCUCUCUCCUGACCUUUAAUCUCACACCUCCAAUUGCCUUUUAGACAUUUUGAACUAGAUGACAUCUUAACUCAAUAUGCCCCAAACAGAAUCCAUUAGCUCUCCCGUUAAAUCCUUCCCCCCUCUUAUCUUCCUUAUCACUAUAGAUAGCAGUACCAUCCUCCCAGUCCCUCAGGAUGGAAACCUAGGCGUCCUCCUGGUUUCCUCACUAUCUCAUGCCCAAGCUAUUGCUGAGUCCUGUCAAUUUCAUCUUUGCAACAUCGCUAGAAUAUACCCCCCUCUCCCCUCUGGCACUGCUGCUAUCUUGGGAGCAUCACCUUACGCCUUGAUAAUUAGUGUGUCUCCCCACUCCAAUCCAUUCUCCUUUCAGCCGCUAGAAUGAUUUUCCUAAACCACAAGGUCCAUUCCCUCCCCCCAAGAAACCCCCGUGGCUUCCUAUUGCCUCAAGGUACACAUUUGUGAAUGCGAUAUUUGGCAUUCAAAGCCCUUCCUAUUAUUCCACUCUUCUGACAUCUUAUUUUCCAAAACACGACACUCCAUCUCGAUUCCAGCUCUCCUUCUCUGGCUGUUUCCCAUGCCAUUCCUCCUCAGUUCCCACACCUGGCCUCUCUGGCUACCUUUAAAUCCCAACUAAAAUCUCACUUUCUACGGGAAGCUUUCCCUAACUCCUCUUACUCCCAGUGCUUUCCUUCUGUUAUUUCCUAUUUAUCCCGUAUAUAUCUUGUUUUGUGUCUGUAUGAUGUUUCCCCCAUUAAAUUGCAAGCUUCUCGAGGGCAGGGACUGUCUUGUCUUUUUUUGUGUGUCAAUCACUCCGCAAAGUGCCUGGCACAGAGCAGGCACUCGAAUGUUUGAUUGGUGAAAAGGGAAGGGCUGUCGCUAACAGGCUUAUUCUGCUGCUUAGCAACAGUCAAUUCCAUCCUCCGCCUAGUUCCACCUCACUUCUCUUUCGUCAUUCUUCGCUCCUCCUUCUCUCGGACACACACACCCCUGACAUGCGCACUAAAAAGCGCAGGAGGGGGCGGGGUGGCGGACUCCUCGGUGGCUCGCGGCCUCUCCCGUACCCAGCUCGCCCCGGUGCGGCGCGCCCAGUGACGUGCAAAAGAAGCGACUCCUGUGUAGGCCCCGGCGAUAAUUCACGGAGCGCCGGGUCCACCGGCCCAACGGCCAUGGCCUCCGUCGGAGUAGUCUCCGGGAGACCAGCGGAGGAGACGUUGUCGCAGUCACAGGAUCCGCCGUUGCAAGAACAGAAGCCCUUGCCCGCUUCCCAGCCGCCGCCGUCGCAGCAGCAACAACCGUCGCAGUCACAGCCUACGGCGUCGGUUGCUCUUCAGCCUCCUCCGCCCCCGGGCCUCAAGGAGGCGGAGACCUACUCUUUCCUGCCUUUGGUUCAUGACGUCAUCAAAUGUAUGGACAAAGACAGUGUUGAUAUGCACCAGGAGUUGACAGCUCUCAAGACCAAGUUCCAGGAGAUGCGAAAAGUGAUUAACACUAUGCCCGGUAUCAGUUCGAGUCCAGAACAGCAACAGCAGCAGCUGCAGAGUCUGCGGGAACAAGUCAGAACUAAAAAUGAACUUUUGCAAAAAUAUAAGAGUCUCUGUAUGUUUGAAAUCCCCAAAGAAUAAAGCAGGCAUGUUAUAAUGACAAAAGUAAUUAAAAAACUGAACCAGAAAAGCAAGAUUACACAUUUUCUUCCCUCCCCUGCCCCUCUGGUGUGGUUCUGUAUGGACCCCAGCUAUUCGUUCUCUAGAGCAGCUCUUUUCAUACUUCUUUGUUGGCUGUACUCAGUGGUUAGGUCACUGUGGCUGGUUGGAGGCAGGCAUACAAGCAUUUUCUGGUGUGAAUUAAAGGCUUACUAAUGGAAGUGAGCAGUAUAUUUUCAUGGGGGCUGCAACUGUAUGGCUGCUUCCUGGGAAGUAACCAUCUGUCACAUUUUCUUGUUCUGACAGCAGCACUGAAGGACACAGUGGGAAAGAGGGUGUUCUUUACUUUCUCCUCCUAUCCCACACUCCUUUUCCCUUGGUUGUGUUCAGUGUGUACGAGGUACAUACUGUUCCUACUUAUGGAAGUUUCACUAAACUUUCGAAUAGAAUUAAUUGGCCAAAUUACUCUUCACGCUGCUUGGGUUUAAUGUGAUUAAUGGGUGGCUCUGUGAGAAUGAACAUAAUUUUGAAUGCAGAGAGGCAUCACAGGGAGAAUUUAUUUUUUGUUCCUGGCAGUGCCAGAGCCCUAAAUAGCUUGUUGGGGUUUUUUUGUUUGUUUGUUUGUUUGUUUUUUAUGUUUGAGCCAGUGAAGAUAGCAGCAUUAAUGGGGGUGUCAGUCAUUGAACCUGUGAGGUAGCUUCUGAAGCCCUCGUGCCAUCCAGGUCUUGCUAUGCCUACAAAUUCUUGCUACUCAGUUAGAGUGUUCCCUGCUGUCUUCAAUUAGCACAUUUGGCCACACUUUAGUGCCAGAGUAAACAAUUAUGCCAGGAUGCCCAAAUCAGCUCUAAUUAUCCUUUGGGAUGGAGAGAGCAGGUGGUUCUGUACAGCAAAAGCAAAAGGAUAUUUUGGGUGAGCACAAACCCUCUCCCUGGCCCUGCCCCCAUUGAUGUACAGAUCAGAUCGUUAUGCUGGGGAAAAAAUAAUGUUUUUGCUGGUCUUCUAUGAUGAUUAAUCAACACAUUUCAUUGAAAGGCUCAUCUAAAUGGCAAUUUUGAUUACUCCCAUCUUUGGUAGGAAGUCCUAAGAAUAUGCUCAGGCACAGUAGUUACACAUUUGGUUUUAUUUUUCAAAUAUAUGUCAAGUGCCUUCACAUUUUGCCUGUUUUUCCUCUGAUUUAUCAGCUUUGUACCAACUUCCUUGGCCAUUAAAUUGGCAUUGAAGUUGCUUCCCUGCCUCUUAGAGACAAACAUGUAAAUAUUAUUUAGGGCAAGAGUUUGGGAUUCUGCUGCUGUGUGCUUAUUGCUUGCUGAGAAGUAUUCUUUGAAAUCUUCUUAGAAGUGGAUAAGUCUGAGUUCUUGUCUUUAGCAAAUUGAACUUCAAUCAUCUAUUUUUUUCUAUACUUGGGAACCAAAAGCUCACCCACAGUAGCUAGAAUAUGUCUGGUAUAAUAAAGCAGCAAGGGGCAGUGUAGUGUAGGGCAAUGGUUGUUGACUGAUUUCUACAGAACAGGAAACUGAAUUUAACUGGGUUGUUGGGAGAAGCAAAGAUUAUUUAUUCUGGUUCUUCCUUUGUGACCUAUCACUGACCAGAUCCUUUAGGGAUUGAUAGAAGAACUGGACCUGUGAUUUCAUUGCUGUAGGUAAACACUUGGUUCAGAAAGCAUCCUCUGCCAGGACACAGCAAAAUCUUUUCUGAAAUUGAGUCUUACACACCAAGGGUGCCAGGGUACCACAUGGUUAAAUGAUGAGCCCUGGGUCACAUAGUGUAUGUCAGAGGCUGGCUCUGCAGCAGCCUCUAUCCUCCAUGUCACAUAACACUUCUCAACCAAAUCCACAAUUUCCUAGAUAUUUUAUAGUAAAUAGUUUGUGGGCCUAAUCUAAGGCUCUGACUGAAUGCUCUGAAAUGAGAUCUAUGUCAGGUUCAAAUAUAGGCUUGCUUGAGCUGGCUAUAUCAGGAUACCACUUAAUUUUAUUAUCUAUAUCUGUGAAUACCUAUUUCUGGGGUUAAUUAAAAAUGCCUGGUAUUGGUGACUUUUUAAAGCAUGUAAUUAAUGUUUCAAAAGUUUUGUUAUAGUUGGCCUCUCUCCCUCCCUCCCUCCCUCCCUCCAUUUCUCUCUCUCUCUCUGUCUCUCUCCCUCCCUCCUUCCCUGCCCUGUCCCUGUCCCCCCUAUCCCACCCCCUCUUUUUUUUCCCUCAAGGUUUUGUGAAAUAAUUGCAGAGACCUUAAUAGUGUUGGUUUAUGUGUAUGUGUGUGUGUGUGUGUGUGUGUGUGUGUUCCUAUAAAAACCUCACAUGGGAAAGGGCACAGUGAUGUUAUUAAACUUGAGAUUUUUACACCUCAAAAUUGGUAAAUGUGAAAAAAAUUAGGAUUUCUUAACUGCUUUGUUAAUAUUCUAUAUUAGUGAUUAUCUAAGUGUUGGAAAAAUGUCAGUAAUGUAGAUGAAAAGUUUCUUGAGAGCUAAUUGUUACACAUUUACCAAUACACUCCUAUUAUUAAUAUAGUAGUAUUUGUCAGAUAGUAGCAGCCUAGUGGCUAACCUGAAACCUCCUUUAUAAUUGUUCCUCUGUAUCCUACCAUAACUUUAUGAUUUUUGCAUAGGUAAAAAUACCAUUUCAUAUACAGAAGGUCUUUAACAUUUUUGCUUCUCAUUUGCUUGAAAACUUUGGGCUCAUUAAAUACUUGUUGAAUCA
This is a messenger RNA of Antechinus flavipes (yellow-footed antechinus), 4635 nucleotides long. It is a transcript of the gene MED9, whose product is annotated as mediator complex subunit 9. The transcript has 2 exons. Gene Ontology annotation, cellular component: mediator complex. Bases 1298 to 1927 code for a protein of 209 amino acids. Gene Ontology annotation, molecular function: transcription coregulator activity. NCBI's taxonomy places the organism in Eukaryota, Metazoa, Chordata, Mammalia, Dasyuromorphia, Dasyuridae. The record is from RefSeq and is a predicted model, not a curated record. Gene Ontology annotation, biological process: regulation of transcription by RNA polymerase II.